Messenger RNA from Naegleria gruberi, 1596 nucleotides. RefSeq lists its product as uncharacterized. The coding region runs from base 1 to 1596 and encodes 531 amino acids. Lineage: Eukaryota; Heterolobosea; Eutetramitea; Acrasida; Naegleriidae. The transcript has a single exon. Gene Ontology annotation, molecular function: protein binding. The record is from RefSeq and is a predicted model, not a curated record.
AUGGAAUCAACAAAACCAUCAUCCGAGAUGAAAAUGUUCAUGGAAAAGGUUGGUCUGGAUGUUUUUCAAUUCAUCCUUUCCUUCUUGCCUCCUGUUCCGUAUUUAUUUCAACUUCAGAGAGUGAGCAAACAUUAUUCACAAUUGUGUCAAUCAUGUAUGGAAGAAGAUUGUAGUGAAUUGUAUUGGGAUGAAGAAGCUGUCGCUCAAAUGAAUGAUCAGAUGAAAAAAUCGUCAUCAAACAAUAUUCCGAAUACUUUGUCGAAAUUAUUGAAACAAGUUAGACCAGCACAUAAAGAUUGGGUCUUGUUCUUUAGGGAUAUCCUACAUAAAUUCAAAAAGUUGGAUCGUCUGGUUUUGAAGAAUAUGGAAUUUUCGAAUGUGAUCAUGUAUUUAAUUUUUGUAGAUUGGAAAGGAGAUUUGAAAGAAUUGAAACUCAUUGAAUGUGAUUUCAAGGUACAAAUACCAUGUAGUUUUUCAAGCAUGUCUCAAGGUCAAGUUGUAACACUGAGAGAAAUAUAUUUUCAAGUGGAGAGCUUUUUGGAUUGUACUUUAGACUUGGGUGACCAUACAGGAUUCAUGACAGAUAUUCAGAAGUCAACAAAUAUUGGAAAAAUUGAAAAGAUCAAAAUUGUAUCCAAAUCGAACGGUUAUAAUAACGAUGCUAAAUAUCCAAAUAAUGGAUAUGGGUUGAUUCCAUUUGUGAAAUGUUUCCCCUCACUCAAGAAUAUAUUCUGCUUAGUUUUCAGAAACAAAUCACCUGUAUGGGAAUCGGUUCUUUUAAUGUUUCCAGAUAUUGUUUUUGAACCCUUACCUAGAGAAUUAACCAAUAAUGAAACAAACUUGGGCGAAUUUUAUAUUGAUUACCUGUGUAAGGAAUUCAAUUUGAGGAAAAACAGACUAGAAUUGAUUCAACACGAAUUUACAUCUUCCAGAACUAGAGAGAAUAUUCAUAGUUUCUUUAGUACAAUUAUUGAUUUCUUGGAGGUGCAUACACCAUUUGGUCUUGAUAGUUUGAUAAAGGAUGUUCGUGGUAAUAAUAUCAUUCAAUUGGCUAUCCUAUUUACAAACUAUGAAACAGUUCGAUUCUUUGUCAAAUACCUUACAGCACUUGAGGAUAAGGAUCAUGCUGCUAAAGAACUCUCCCAACUCUUCUCUGCUAAUAACCGACUCGAUGGAAGAAAUGCUCUAUUUAAAUGUAUUUCCUCAUCCUCACUUACUUAUUUCGAUCUGCUUUUAGAGUAUGGAGUUUCAUUCAAUUUUCCAGAUAGUGAUGGAAAUACAAUACUUCACAGCUUGUGUAUGUUUGGACAAUUAGCUAAAUUACAAACCUUGUGGGAUAAUACUUUGGGUAAAAAGCAAUUGAAAGAAAAAAUGUACUAUUUGAAUUUUAAUACAAAGAAUAAGAAUGGUGAAACACCACUCUAUCUAUGUAAAAAGAAUAGAAUGAAUAAUAUGGCAAACCAAUUACAAACCCAAUUUGAACAUUAUGGCAUUGAUUUGAGUGUUACUGAUCCAGUGCCACCAGUAGCAAGCAGCAACCCAACACCAAUAAGAAAUGACACACCAAGCUCAGCCACGAAAUGUGAUAUUUUGUAG